Labeo rohita (rohu) is the source of this 4527-nucleotide messenger RNA. It is a transcript of the gene caskb, whose product is annotated as calcium/calmodulin-dependent serine protein kinase b. The record is from RefSeq and is a predicted model, not a curated record. The transcript has 28 exons. Gene Ontology annotation, cellular component: plasma membrane; cell-cell junction; basolateral plasma membrane. Gene Ontology annotation, molecular function: protein kinase activity; ATP binding; signaling receptor binding. The coding region runs from base 722 to 3553 and encodes 943 amino acids. Gene Ontology annotation, biological process: protein phosphorylation; regulation of neurotransmitter secretion. NCBI's taxonomy places the organism in Eukaryota, Metazoa, Chordata, Actinopteri, Cypriniformes, Cyprinidae.
UCUUCCGACAUUUUGGCUCAAGCGGCCCGAGGAGCGUCAGCGGAAACAUCCGGGGAAUCCAGCGCACCUCGGCGGCCAUUGCGGCUCCGCGUGCGGCAGCUUCAUAACCUUGAGAGGGCGGAGCGUCAGUGAGCUGAACUGGAGUAGCAGCGGAGCAGGAGGAGAGACACCGAGGCAACGAAGAGCUGCAGAAAACCGUUACACGGGCAGCGCUGCUUUACCUCACCGCUAUAACCGGGGAUCAGGGCGUGUACCGGCGCGUCUAACGGACAAUGAUGAGCGCAGUCGGACGGAAAGCGCAGCGGCAGCGGCGUUGAGCGCGUUUUCAUGUUUGAGGCGGAUCAUCGGGAUCUCGAGCGUUUGGGCGCAUCAGCGCGUUUUUUUUUUCUCGGCCGCUCGCGUCACAUUGACAUUUAUUAUUUGAAGCGGCAGAUUCCCGGAGCGUUGCGACCUGAAUCCCGGAGCGUUGAUUUUCCCUGACAUCAUCAUCAUCAUCACCAUCAUCACCACCGCCACCAUCAUCAUCAUCGUCGUCGUCGUCGUCGCCCGGUGUGAACGGACAUCUUCGGUGGUCGUCGACGGGAAUCCGGGGGAUUUACAGGAUCCGGGUGUCGGCGGCGGCGGGGCGGAGGGUGAAAAUCAUCGGCCGCUCGGAUUCUGAGAUUCGCGGCGCGUUUCUGAGGGAAAGCGGAUCUUUUUCCGCGGAUCUGUCGGCGGGACUAUGGCUGACGACGACGUGCUGUUUGAGGAUGUGUACGAGCUCUGCGAGGUGAUCGGAAAGGGUCCGUUCAGUGUGGUGCGACGAUGCAUCAACAGAGACACUGGACAACAGUUUGCUGUAAAGAUUGUAGAUGUGGCCAGUUUCACCUCCAGCCCUGGACUCAGCACAGAAGAUCUGAAGCGGGAGGCGAGUAUCUGUCACAUGCUCAAACAUCCUCACAUCGUGGAGCUGCUGGAGACCUACAGCUCCGACGGGAUGCUCUACAUGGUCUUUGAGUUUAUGGACGGAGCGGAUCUGUGCUUUGAGAUCGUGAAGAGGGCCGAUGCCGGCUUCGUCUACAGUGAGGCGGUGGCCAGUCACUACAUGCGACAGAUACUUGAAGCCCUGCGCUACUGCCACGAUAACAACGUCAUACACAGAGACGUCAAGCCUCACUGUGUCUUGCUGGCCUCUAAGGAGAACUCGGCUCCUGUCAAACUGGGCGGCUUCGGCGUGGCGAUUCAGCUGGGCGAGUCGGGGCUGGUGGCUGGAGGUCGGGUAGGGACCCCUCACUUCAUGGCUCCUGAAGUGGUCAAGCGAGAGCCGUACGGGAAGCCGGUGGACGUCUGGGGUUGCGGGGUCAUUCUCUUCAUCCUGUUGAGCGGCUGUUUGCCUUUUUACGGCACCAAGGAGCGGCUGUUUGAAGCCAUCGUGAAAGGAAAGUACAAGAUGAACCCGCGGCAGUGGAGUCACAUCUCUGAGAGCGCUAAAGACCUGGUGCGGCGUAUGCUGAUGCUGGACCCGGCCGAGAGAAUCACCGUCUACGAGGCCCUCAACCACCCCUGGCUCAAGGAGAGAGAUCGCUACUCGUACAAGAUCCACCUUCCCGAGACGGUGGAGCAGCUGAGGAAGUUCAACGCUCGGAGGAAACUGAAGGGCGCCGUCCUCGCUGCCGUCUCAAGUCACAAGUUCAACUCGUUUUACGGCGACCCUCCCGAAGACCUUCACGAUUUCUCAGACGACCCCACGUCUUCAGGAUUGCUUGCUGCAGAAAGGGCCGUGUCUCAGGUUCUGGACAGUCUGGAGGAGAUCCACGCGCUGACCGACUGCAGUGAGAAAGAUCUGGACUUUCUGCACAGCGUCUUCCAGGACCAACAUCUGCACACACUGCUGGAUCUGUACGAUAAGAUUAACACCCGCUCGUCGCCCCAGAUCAGGAAUCCGCCCAGCGACGCCGUCCAGCGAGCCAAAGAGGUGUUGGAGACGAUCUCCUGUUAUCCUGAGAACAUGGAGGCAAAAGAGCUGAAGAGAAUUCUGACACAGCCGCAUUUCAUGGCGCUGCUGCAGACGCACGAUGUUGUGGCUCAUGAGGUUUACAGUGACGAGGCCCUGCGAGUGACGCCUCCGCCCACGUCCCCGUAUCUAAACGGAGACUCGCCCGAGAGCGUCAACGGAGACAUGGACCUGGAGAACGUCACGCGUGUGCGCCUGGUGCAGUUCCAGAAGAACACGGACGAGCCCAUGGGCAUCACUCUGAAGAUGAACGAUCUGAACCACUGCAUCGUGGCCAGAAUCAUGCACGGCGGGAUGAUCCACAGACAGGGGACGCUGCACGUCGGAGACGAGAUUCGCGAAAUCAACGGUAUCAGUGUCGCCAAUCAGACGGUGGAGCAGCUGCAGAAGAUGCUGCGGGAGAUGCGAGGCAGCAUCACCUUCAAAAUCGUGCCCAGUUACCGCAGUCAGUCUCUGUCCUGUGAUGUGAGUGAUUCGAAAGAUUCCCCCGAUCUGUCCAGACAGUCUCCUGCGAACGGCCACUCCAGCGUCACCAGCUCCAUCUUAGAUCUGCCGUCCACUAUCCAGCCCAAAGGAAGACAGAUCUCCAGACCUGCAGUCAAGGAUAAAAUGUCUCGGAAGAUUUACGUUCGAGCGCAGUUCGAGUACGAUCCCGCUAAAGACGACCUGAUUCCCUGUAAAGAGGCCGGCAUCCGUUUCCGGGUGGGCGACAUCAUUCAGAUCAUCAGUAAGGACGAUCAUAACUGGUGGCAGGGCAAACUGGAGAACACCAAGAACGGCACGGCGGGCCUCAUUCCCUCGCCGGAGCUGCAGGAGUGGCGUGUGGCGUGUAUAGCGAUGGAGAAGACCAAGCAGGAGCAGCAGGCCAGCUGCACGUGGUUCGGCAAGAAGAAGAAACAGUACAAAGACAAAUACUUAGCCAAACACAACGCAGUCUUUGACCAACUAGAUCUCGUGACGUACGAAGAGGUGGUGAAGCUGCCGGCGUUCAAGAGGAAAACGCUGGUGCUGCUGGGAGCUCAUGGCGUCGGCCGGAGGCACAUCAAGAACACGCUCAUCGCAAAACAUCCCGACAGAUUCGCCUACCCCAUUCCACACACGACCAGACCUCCGAAGAAGGACGAGGAGAACGGGAAGAACUACUACUUCGUGUCACAUGACCAGAUGAUGCAGGACAUCUCCAACAACGAUUACCUGGAGUACGGCAGCCACGAGGACGCCAUGUACGGCACGCGCCUCGAGACCAUCCGCAAGAUCCACGAGCAGGGCAUGGUGGCCAUCCUGGACGUGGAGCCGCAGGCGCUGAAGGUUUUGCGGACGGCCGAGUUUGCGCCAUACGUCAUCUUCAUCGCAGCACCGACUAUCACUCCCGCGAUGAACGAGGACGAGUCUCUCCAGCGGCUGCAGAAGGAGUCGGAGGCGCUGCAGCGCUCGUACGCGCAUUACUUCGAUCAGACGAUCAUCAAUAACGAGAUCGACGACACCAUCCGCCUGCUGGAGGAGGCCAUCGAUCUGGUGUCCAGCACCGCGCAGUGGGUGCCCGUGUCCUGGGUGUACUAGCCAUCACACACACACACACACACGCAUCUCUGACGGACUUUACAUCCCGGCAACUACCAGUGCAUAGGUAGCGUUGUAUAUAUCUAUACAUAUAUAAAUAUCUAUAAAUAUGAAUAUAUAAGUCAUAGAUAUGGUCCUGUACUAAUAACGAGGGGGGUUGAUGACAUUUUAUACGGUUUUCUUUUUAAAUGUACGAGACGGCGUCUCAGAGCAAUGACGAGCACAGUUAGCGGUGGGGGAGGAGCCAACACCCCCACCAGCCCCACCCCGUGGGCGUGGCUACGUGACUCCGCCCACUGGCAGUAUAUAAGCACAGCCGACCCCCCCCUCCUCCUCCUCCUCCUCCUCCUCUCUCUCUCUCUCUCUCACACACAUGCGAGCACCGUUUGCACGGACGGAACUGAACUGCCCUCCCGACGCCCGUUUCAUCCACCCCUCUGUUUACAGAUGUAGGUUUGCACAAAAGGGCAGCAGAGCUCGGCGCUCUUCCUCCGGCUGCUCCUCUUCCUCUUGACGUGUCUGUCUCUCCCAGUGAACCCUCCGUCGGGAGGAGAUCGUCGCGCCGGACACACUCGACUCUGAACGGACGGCUUCCCUCAUGCCCUGUGUAGUGACGUGUUUGUAAAUUGUCCUGGAUUUGAUUUCUUGUGCGGAACGAGGAGGAAAAUAUCCAUUCCUAGAUCGACCAUUUCAGAAAAUGUGCUGUCUUAAGAGUAUUAUCGUUUUACUCCGAGAAAACCGAGAGGAUUUUAUUGUGUGUAAAUGUUUCAAUGGUGCGUACAUUUGCGGUUGAAAUGAAGUAGUGUGUGCAUAAACAACUGAACAGACUGUGUGAACUCUUCAUUUCAUAUUGCCCUGUGUAAAUUCCUCUGCAAAUGACAAAACUGCUCUUCAGUAUGUUUGUUUGUUUGUUUGUUUGUUUUUUUUAUCUAUUUCCUUUCACGUGUUGAAAAAGUAAAUUGCUUUUGAAAUCA